This is a messenger RNA of Strongyloides ratti, 339 nucleotides long. RefSeq lists its product as hypothetical. The transcript is spliced from 2 exons. NCBI's taxonomy places the organism in Eukaryota, Metazoa, Nematoda, Chromadorea, Rhabditida, Strongyloididae. The record is from RefSeq and is a predicted model, not a curated record. The coding region runs from base 1 to 339 and encodes 112 amino acids.
AUGUCUGGACCGGCCCCACCCCCUUACCCCGGUAACGAUGGAGUUCAAUUUCAACAACCAUAUAACCCAAACUUUCAACAACAACAUACACAAUAUAAUAAUUUUAAUAAUAUGUCCCAACAACCAUAUUAUCCUAAUCAAAACUAUCCCCAAGGAUAUUAUAAUCAACAAGGUUAUCCUCAACAACCUAAUUAUGGAGCGCAACCACCACCACCUCAAGUAGUGUAUGUUAAUGAAAGAAGAGAAUGUCAUCAACCUAGAAGUGGAAAAGAUAGCUGUUGUUUAUGGGCUUUGUUAGGAUGCUGCUUUGGGUGCUGUCUUGCUGAUUGUUGUGAUUAA